Molecule: messenger RNA, 984 nt
Organism: Pocillopora verrucosa
Lineage: Eukaryota; Metazoa; Cnidaria; Anthozoa; Scleractinia; Pocilloporidae
Molecular function (GO): extracellular matrix structural constituent; oligosaccharide binding
Source: RefSeq, a predicted model, not a curated record
AUGGAUGUUUUCUCGUUCUGGUUCAUUUUGGCAUCAUAUUCGGUUAAAACAUUUGCUCAGCGAUGUAAGGUAACGCAACGAUCUGAACAUGGCUUAGUUCUCCUUGAUCACGUUUUCAAAUCGUUCACCGUGGAUCGUUUGGCUUCGUGUUAUAUUGCCUGCAAUUCACAGCCAGUGUGUCAAAGCCUUAACUUCAGGCUGAGUGACAAAACUUGCCAGUUUAACAAAGAAACUAAGAUUUCCUGCCCGGCUUGUCUGAAGCAGCAUGAAGGGUUUAUUUAUGCUGAAAACCCAGAUAGAGCUUUACUUGGGUCAGUUCCCUUCAGAGCUGCCGAGUCCUGUCGACAUAUCAUUCAGAAUGGAGAUUCCACUGGGAAUGGAGAGUACUGGGUCGACCCACAAGGCAAUGGGAACUCCUUUAAGGCUUUUUGUGACAUGACAACUGAUGGAGGUGGCUGGAUGAUGGUGGUAAACAUUAUUUUAGCAAGCUCUCAAUCGUCAUGGUGGAAUGGCACAGCUGAACAAACGUUUCAAGGUAUGCGUAACUACGCAAACGGCAAAAUGGCUAUAACCAAAAGCGCUAUGAGCCAACUAAGAGCGUACAUAAACUUUACCCAAAUAAGAUUUCACUGCAGCAAAGAAAAAGAAACAACAUUCCACGUCCGAACGACUCUGAACAACAAAGGUACGGAAGCUGUGCGAUAUUUCAGCGGUGAAAGAGAUGAGAUGCCAGACUCGUGUGACUCCUUCGUCCGUAUGGAAGGCGAUAACUCAAGACUGGCUCAGAAUUGUGCGACAUGGGCAUAUGAUGGUAAGUGGGGACAUGUCGCAAAUGGUGUUGGAGAGAAUCGUCUGUACGAUCACGCAGCAUAUGUGGGCGGCAAGUAUCACUGGAUAAUUUCUGUUGAUGGCAACUGGGACUGCGAUGAUAAUACUAGUGACAACCUGUCUACUGGAGACUUUUGGAAAGUUUACGUCCGAUGA